Chenopodium quinoa (quinoa) is the source of this 3589-nucleotide messenger RNA. Its product is annotated as DExH-box ATP-dependent RNA helicase DExH8-like. Lineage: Eukaryota; Viridiplantae; Streptophyta; Magnoliopsida; Caryophyllales; Amaranthaceae. Gene Ontology annotation, biological process: maturation of SSU-rRNA from tricistronic rRNA transcript (SSU-rRNA, 5.8S rRNA, LSU-rRNA). The record is from RefSeq and is a predicted model, not a curated record. The coding region runs from base 180 to 3233 and encodes 1017 amino acids. The transcript has 14 exons. Gene Ontology annotation, molecular function: RNA binding; ATP binding; metal ion binding. Gene Ontology annotation, cellular component: intracellular anatomical structure; nucleolus.
GCGAGAGACUAAAAGCAAAAAAAGGGCGCAGCAGCAUUAGCAGUUCAUACACUAUAAUACUAUCACAAAUUCACAAUUAACAAAGACGACUUCUAAAGCAAAAAGAGUGUUUUUGGUCUUUGAUUUUUGAUUUUUUAUUUUUGAGUCAUUUUCUCUCUCCUAAAUUCGCCGGAGUUUCAAUGGAGUCGCCGUCAUCGCCGUCGUCUUCGUCGUGCAGUUCGUCGUAUCCUUCUCCGUUUUCUGCUGAGAAAUUCGCUUCUCUUCCGAUUACGGCUAUGAAGGACAAAAUUGUUGACAAAAUUAUGGAGAAUCGAGUUACUCUCAUCGUCGGCGAAACUGGUUGUGGGAAAAGCUCACAGGUUCCGCUGUUUCUCCGUGAAGCAAACAUAACCCCAGUUAUUUGUACACAGCCUCGGAGGUUUGCUGUUGUAGCUGUUGCUAAAAUGGUUGCAAGUGUUGUUCAAUGUGAAGUGGGAGGCGAGGUUGGAUAUCACAUUGGGCACUCUAAGGUCAUGUCAUCCAGCUCAAAAAUCAUCUUUAAAACUGCUGGUGUACUGCUGGAGGAAAUAAGAGAAAAGGGGAUACUUGCGCUCAAGUACAAGGCUAUCAUACUAGAUGAAGUGCACGAGAGAUCAGUAGAAUCUGAUCUUGUUCUUGUCUGUGUGAAACAGUUUCUUCUUAGAAACAAAGAUAUAAGGCUGGUGUUGAUGUCUGCAACUGCUGAUAUUUCGAGAUACCGGGAUUACUUUAAGGAUCUUGGCAGGGAUGAGCGAGUGGAAGUCCUUGCUAUUCCCAGUUCUAGUCAGCACAUCAAUUUUCAGCGGAAGGUCCUUUAUCUUGAACAGGUUGCUGAACUUCUUGAUGAGAGUUCAGAGUCUUCAGACUCAUUGUCUGUGAAAUACUGUUGCGGUACAGCCCCAUCCAUGGCUAAGGCUGAUAUCAAACGUGAUGUGCACAAUCUUAUUCAUAAACUUGUCUUGUACAUACAUACAAGUGAGCCAGACAUUGAAAAGAGUAUUUUGGUUUUCCUUCCAACAUACUAUUCCUUAGAGCAGCAAUGGUACCUCUUAAAACCCUUCAGUUCAGAUUUCAAGGUCCAUAUUUUACACAGCAGUGUGGAUACAAACCAAGCUUUGAAGGCUAUGAAGAUAUCAAAGUCCCAUCGUAAGGUUAUAUUAGCUACCAAUAUUGCAGAGUCAUCAGUGACAAUUCCUGAUGUUGCAUAUGUCAUUGAUUCUUGCCGGUCACUACAAGUUUACUGGGAUGACAACCGAAAAAUGGAUACAUCUGAGCUUGCUUGGGUUUCUAAAUCUCAGUCUGAUCAGCGUAAAGGAAGAACUGGCAGAACGUGUGAUGGCCAGAUUUAUAGGUUGGUUACAGGAUCAUUUUUUAAUAAGCUGCCAGAAUUUGAGUCCCCUGCAAUUCUCAAGCUAUCACUAAGACUACAGGUGCUCUUCAUUUGCUGUGCCGAAUCAAAACUUAUUAAUGACCCAAAAGCUUUGUCCCAGAAGGCUUUGGACCCACCUGAUCUUGAGAUUAUAGAGGAUGCACUGAACUUACUAGUUCAUAUAAAGGCCCUUCACAAAGCUCAUCCUAGGGGUCGAUAUGAACCCACCUUUUAUGGACGAUUGCUCGCCAGUUUCUCCUUAUCUUUUGAUGCUUCUGUGCUGAUCCUCAGAUUAGGUGGUGCUGGAAUGUUACGUGAGGGCAUUUUACUUGGCAUAUUGAUGGAUUUGCAGCCACAGCCCAUUAUUCGUCCCUUUGGUCAGGAAAUUCGGUUUAUGGAAUAUACUGAUUCCUACUUUGCUGUAAACGGAGAGAAUCCUUCUCUGGCUGGAAGGAAAGAGGUGGUUUGCAUGGCAAAUCUGUGUGCUUAUCAAUUUUGGCAGCGAGUAUGUAAGGAUAAGCAACGGUUGCAGCGUUUGAAACAACUUUUAAAUGUCGAGGAGAUAAAAGCACCGCAUGUGUUGCUCUCUAAAAUCGAAGAAGAAUGGUGCUGCUUCCAUAAUCUGUUGCAGGCAUCGAUGCAUCAGAUUUCUGAAAUAUACAAUGAAAUUUUAUGCUCGUUGCAUCAAUAUAGGCCUAAGUUUCUUGCCACAUCUUGUGGCUUGCCCUCUUACUAUGAUCCUUAUGAAUUUAGACAUACGUGCCUUUUAGAAUGUCAGCCAAAUGACGAUUUGGAUGCUCUUCUUGAGGAUGAUGAAACAAAGAAAUGCCUUGCUACACCAUUUGUGUCCCCUCACCACUUUCAAAGUCAAAGCAUGGCAGAGAAGUUUGCAACUGUUAUUAAAGAGAUCCGAGUUCAGCAUGCAGAAGCCUUGGUUGGAGACCCUCACCAGUAUGUUAAUGAGAGGGAAUCACAUUUUAACGUGGAAGUAUCAAUGUGUAGGUUUUUUGUCCAAGGGUAUUGUAAGAGAGGCAGUGAUUGUCUAUUCUCCCAUUCACAACAAGCCAAAAAACCUGUGUGCAAAUUUUUUGCAUCUUUGCAGGGUUGUCGAAAUGGUGACGCAUGUGUCUUUUCUCAUGAUCAUGGUGCUCAAUUCGUGUCUGCUGGAUCAAGUUUAUGCAUUCCAGAAGAUGAGGCUGGUGAUGCUGCAGCAUUUAUUAAAUUAUUUCCCACAUCUUCCGAUGGCUGUCUAUUGUUACUGGAUGACACAGACUUGCUUUUUUCAUCAACGUUCUCUCAGCAUUGUGAAUCAUCAAAGAUUAUAGCCACAACCUCUCUUUCAAAGACCACUAUAUUUGAUCCAUCUCUGUCUGGUGUUCAAAUUUUGUGGGGCAUAAGUCAACCUUUUGAGAUUUUUAAAUCUGGAGCAGUUGAAAAUUCAAUUUCUUGGGACAAAGUGAAGCGUAUCUUCUGGUUUCCUAAUUUUGAUAGUUGUGAAGAAAUCGCGGAAAACCAAAAGCAUCUUAUACAUAACUUUUUUGAGCAUUUGGCUAUCCGCAUUUUAGCUGAUAUGCUGUUUGAAGUUCAUGUCAUCCUUACCAUGAACAAUGUCAGGUUCUCACGCCUACAGGUGGAGAAGUUGGGUGCAGAGUGCUUCUUCUUUCUUAAGGAGUCUUUCCAGUUUGAUGAAACUACUUUUGGAGUUGUACCAGAUGCUGUCAAUACAAAAAAACCUCUAGUAACAUCCAGUCCCAUUUCCUAUGUUUUCACCUUGCAUCCGCCUUCUGACCUGCAGUUUGGAGAUUAUGCUUCUGCUUUGCAUGAUAGUCUACACAGCAACCAGUAAAUAAUUAGACUGGCUACUUACAACUUGUAAAUAUAGAUUUGUGGGCUUAAUAUGGGUCAAUCUGUGCAGUUUCUGUAGUGUUUUUGUGUCGCUGUAACUAUCUGAAGCAUAAUGUGAUCUUUACUUCUUUAGUACUUAGUAUGGGAAGAACUGCACUGUCUAGCUAACCAGCCAACUUGAAAUUGCAUAUUGGAAUAUGAUGAAUAUGAUUUUAUGCGGAAAAUCAUUUUGAUAACUGAAUCUCUGGGCAUUUUGUGGUUCUCUCUCACUUCCUCUUCAUCAUUUUGUUCAACCCUUGUGUUUUAGGACAAAAACCUCUUUACGUUCAUGAUCAAUAAAGGUUUACUCGUCCUCCC